AUGGCGGCUAUGCUCAGCCAGGCGAAGCCAUGUCCAGCAAUGCGAUGCUCAUGUGAAUCUCGCAUCAUUGUCAUCCUGGGCCUGAAAGACAAGAAAGGUUAUACAAUCUGCCGAAAACUUCCUUGCACAUCAACAUACCUGAAAGAAGCCAUAGCGGCAUGGAAAGGCCCUAACCCACCCGUGGUUGAGAUCAGGUGGAGCAAUGAGCAGACCUUCCAGACAUACCAUCACUGGCUCCUCACGCGUGAGGUGCGAACGAACAAUGACCGCAAUGGCACCACACAGAAUGCUACGGCUUACUACAAUGAUCUUAUCAAAUGCGGUACAUUCGGAGACCUCAUCAAAGACAACCUAUUCCAAGAUAUGAUUAUGAGCGCAUUCACCGGUCGUCUCCGGCAGCCCUCUGGAGACCAAUAUUGCUUCAUUGCCGCACUCACCAUGGAAACUCUGAAGCUAGUAUAUGAUACAGUCCUGCCCGGUUCGCCCCUCCGACAAAUCAUACCAGAUGUAGUAGGUCGGUUCGCGACCGUCGCUUCGUUUGAGAGUAUGAAAAAGGCGACAGGUCUACCACGCGACUUUAUUAUAGACAGCAUGGUCGCAGCAGUCAAGGAGCGAGAUAGACUGAAAGCCGCCCUCAAGGAGACGAGCGAAUGCGCCAUUGAGCCGGCGAAGAGGGUGAGGUUCAAGGGCGAAAUUCCGCAGCCACAAGGCUUUGCGCCCAAUGAGUGCGUAUAUCACCUGCAUAACAAGGACGGGCAACCGUGUUGGAGGGUCCAACUUCAUACAUGGUAG
This is a messenger RNA of Westerdykella ornata, 792 nucleotides long. RefSeq lists its product as uncharacterized. Bases 1 to 792 code for a protein of 263 amino acids. NCBI's taxonomy places the organism in Eukaryota, Fungi, Ascomycota, Dothideomycetes, Pleosporales, Sporormiaceae. The transcript is spliced from 2 exons. The record is from RefSeq and is a predicted model, not a curated record.